Aspergillus fischeri NRRL 181 is the source of this 630-nucleotide messenger RNA. It is a transcript of the gene hel10, whose product is annotated as putative high expression lethality protein Hel10. NCBI's taxonomy places the organism in Eukaryota, Fungi, Ascomycota, Eurotiomycetes, Eurotiales, Aspergillaceae. The transcript is spliced from 2 exons. Bases 1 to 630 code for a protein of 209 amino acids. Gene Ontology annotation, cellular component: outer membrane. The record is from RefSeq and is a predicted model, not a curated record.
AUGUCCGGUCCUUACGAUCAAUACUCCCAGCAGCAAGGCUACGGCCAGGGCCAGGGUCAAUACCAGCAGGGAGGAUACCCCCAAGGCGGCUACGGACAGCAGCCUUACUCUAACCAGCAAUACGGCCAGGAGUAUGGCCAACAGCAUGGUCAGCAACACAGUCAAUACGGAGGCUCUGGUGACUACUACAACCAGCAGCGCGAUUACAACCAGGAUCAGUACGGCCAGCACCAGCAGAGCCAAUACGGCCAACACGGCCAACACGGCCAACACGACCAGUACGGUCAACAACACCAAGGCCAGGGGUCAUACGGGCAGCCUGGCUACAAUGACCAGAACGCUCCCGGUGGAGCCCAAGAGGGCGAACGAGGACUCGGCGGUGCUCUCGCAGGCGGUCUCGCGGGUGGAUUUGCAGGCCACAAAGCUGACCACGGUAUUCUCGGUACCAUCGGAGGCGCCAUCAUGGGAUCCGUCCUGGAAGACGCCGUCAAGAAGCACAAGCACAAGGAUGGUUCCUCCGGACACGGCAGCUACGGUGGCUCUCAGUACGGAAGUCACCAAGGCCGGCCUGGUUCGUCAAGCGGUGGUGGUCUGAUGGAUAACUUGGGCGGCUUCUUCAACAAGAAAUAA